This is a messenger RNA of Sesamum indicum (sesame), 990 nucleotides long. RefSeq names its product ovate family protein 17 (gene OFP17). The record is from RefSeq and is a predicted model, not a curated record. Lineage: Eukaryota; Viridiplantae; Streptophyta; Magnoliopsida; Lamiales; Pedaliaceae. Gene Ontology annotation, biological process: negative regulation of DNA-templated transcription.
ACAUAUAUAAUGGUGAGAGAGGGGUCUAAGUGGUAGCCAACUAUCACAUAGACAUCCCUUGAGGCGGCUGAAGAGCUGAAUAAGUUUCAUUUAUGGUACAGCAGUUUUCCCUACGAAAACUAGACGUGAAAUCCACAUAAAUCAUACUCUCAAACACCCUUUACUUUAGCCUUAAAUAAGACAACUCACCCGGUCUUCUCUUCACCAACUGUUUGUUGUGUGUGUUUUUCUGUUGCACCAACCAUCAAACUGCGCCAAAUUCAAGCAACAAAGAAACCCAUAAACCAUCAUCGCUUCAUCCACACUCAGCCCCCUCAAUCAAAUAAGAAAUGAGUCUGCAUUCCUUCAAAUGCAAGCUUUUGAAACCAUGCAAGAAACUACUGAAUCUCUUCAAGUUCAGACUCCAUAAACCAGUCUUUAUAAGAGCCCUUCAAUCCCGUCACCGCAGACCUAAAGUCAGGAAGACAGCCACCCACGAGGGCCGUAUCCCGAAAAUCCUGUCGGUUCUGCAUUCAUUGAGACGAAAGAGAGAGAUGGACGACCGACUCACGGAGAUGAAGAGCUUUUUAGACAUCGAGAAUCAUCACAAAGCACCAUAUCCUUCACCCAUCACCCCAGCAUAUAUAAGACUGAGCGGGGCUGCUAGAAAGAACAACAUUCACGAUCAGGAUGAUGAUGAUGCUCAAGAUGCAUGCAGGAGCUUUGAGAACUAUCUGGUGGAGAUGAUUGUGGAGGAGGGGAAAACCAGAGAUUUGGUUGAUGUUGAAGAGCUUCUGUACUGCUGGAAGAACCUCAGGUGUCCGGUGUUUGUUGAUCUGGUGUCCCGAUUCUAUGGAGAGCUGUGCAGGGAUUUGUUUUCUGAUAGAUGUGAGAAUGAUGAUGGGACACCAAAAGGACUUCUAAGUUAGAACUGGUUUAUAUGACAUUUUGGUUCUUCUGUUGUAAACUGAAAAUGUGUUUGAUGGAAUGAAAUUCAUACUUUGCAGCAAA